AUGGACGUCCAUCUUCUUGUCUACGACUUAUCAAAUGGUCUAGCUAAGCAGCUGUCCCUUGGACUACUAGGCUUUCAGCUUGAUGCUAUUUAUCAUACUUCAAUCGAAUUAGACAACAAGGAAUAUGUCUAUGAUAGUGGUAUAAAUGUGAUCCGGCCCGGAACCUCUCACCUGGGUCAACCUUUGGAACGAAUUCACCUUGGGAAGACCGAGCUGCCUAUAGAGGUAAUCCUUGAAUAUCUCGAUUCGCUUAAGCAUAUAUACACCCCCGAAGCCUAUGAUCUGUUUCGACAUAAUUGCAACAAUUUCAGCAAUGAUUUUGCCAUGUUUCUAUUAGGAAAAGGGGUGCCAAGCCACAUAGCGAAUAUGCCACAAGCUGUUCUUGAUUCUCCAUUCGGAAGAAUGCUGCAACCUCAACUCUCACAGAUAGUCGAGCAGAGAAAAGCCCAGCGAGGUGGACUCCUCGGUAUCCAGGAUAAUGUCCAACCGCAUACAAACGGUACCGCAAACAGCGCCGGUUCAUCGACUCACCCUCAGCGUCUAAGCGUAAUUAAUAUUACUAAUAUCCGGGAGUUCGAUGAUAUGCUAGAAAGAGCUAGGAAAUCAUGUGCCAUCAUCUUCUUUACUUCGGCAACAUGUGGUCCCUGUAAAGCCCUUUAUCCUCUUUACGACGGACUAGCAGCGGAGCACGGGAGUAAAGUCGCGGUGGUGAAAGUUGAUAUAUCUCGAGCCUUUGAUGUUGCGCAGAGAUACUCCAUUAGGGCAACACCCACGUUUAUUACGUUCGUCCAUGGUAAAGAAGGAGAACGAUGGAUGGGCGCAGAUGCUUCUCGGCUUAAGAGUACCGUCGAACUACUAGUUCAAAUGGCGGUUCCGAGCCAUCCGCACCGAAUGCUCAGGCUGCCUCGUUUCGCGAACGCCGAGUUGAAACCAGUAUUGUACGAAAAGGUCCCACCGCUUUCGAAGCUAUUGUCUAAACUAGGGUCAAAAGCCGACGACCCUUCGGUUCAGAGUGUGAAGAACUUUAUUGAAACUCGGUCAUCUGAAGGUCCUGCAGAAGCUCCACUACCUGACUUGCCCGCCUUCUCUAAAUUUUUAUGUUCUGCGGUUGAAUCUCUGCCUAAGGAAGUCUUGUUCACAGUCGUGGAUCUCUUCCGCUGUGCCCUUGUGGACGAACGGUUUAGCGGAUACUUCGCAGAAGAACAUGAUCAGAAAACAGUGGUCACCCUCCUUGACGUUGUGAAUAAAGAGAGCGACUGUCCUUACGCUCUAAGACUUGUUACUUUACAGAUGGCCUGCAAUUUAUUUUCAAGUCACCUAUACGCUGAACAGAUCCUCGGACAAGAGACGCUACGAGGCCAAAUCACGCGGCUCAUAUCAUCAAGCUUCCUAGACGACAGUCGCGAUAAUAUUCGAGUAGUUGCGGCAUCACUAUUAUUCAAUGUAGCUAUCGCGAAUUAUCAGAUGAGACAGGAGUCAGGGGACGUUCUCCCCGAGGAUGACCAAGUAGAGCUUGCCGCGUCGGUAGUAGAAGCCAUAUCUCAAGAAGAAUCCUCUAACGAGGCAUUGCACGGCAUGUUGUUGGCGCUUGGGUUCCUAGUUUAUUGUGCACCUACAGAAGGCGACCUCAUAAACUGCCUGAAAAUUAUGGAUGCAGAAGGAACUAUUCUUGGAAAGAAGAAAGUCUUCUCGAAAGAACCUCUCAUCACUGAGGUAGGAAGUGAGUUACUGGGGAAAGGCCUCGCGAGAAGAUAG
Messenger RNA from Daldinia childiae, 1755 nucleotides. RefSeq names its product Desumoylating isopeptidase 1. Gene Ontology annotation, biological process: protein modification by small protein removal. The transcript has 2 exons. Gene Ontology annotation, molecular function: peptidase activity. The record is from RefSeq and is a predicted model, not a curated record. The coding region runs from base 1 to 1755 and encodes 584 amino acids. Lineage: Eukaryota; Fungi; Ascomycota; Sordariomycetes; Xylariales; Hypoxylaceae.